ACGAGGAGAUUCUCAGUGGUACGAUGUCUUCGUCUUUGAGACGGGAGCCUUACUGGGCGUGCCAGCCGUGCGCGUCGACCGUCUCGCGGCCAGCCAUCAGUUGUACGUUCUCCUGCUUGCUUGCUCUGACGACCGGCUGGUCUCAAUGUUUUUACUCCUUGGCUGGCUGCUGUGCUGCACCAGGCCCACCAGGGGCUCGGGUGAGUCCUGGGGUUUCAGCUGUCGCAAGCGAUGCGUUGCGAAUUUCGUCAGGUGUUGAAAUGAUGAAGCUUAAUCACCACUGCAAGCAACGGCUCUUCCCAGCCAAAAAAGUUGGAGGAUGGGUGGUGCUAGUGUAGUAACAUACUAGCAGCAACCACAGCUUCAUCACGCCCUUAACACACGCGAACGCAUCGUUUGAGGAUCGUGAGUAGCUCGUCGGAUGUCUGCACUCGAUUUCGCAGCAAUGCUGCGAGCCGAAAAGCGCAAAGCGAGGAGCGGAGCCGUAGCAAAGCCGGCACCCAAGCCACAGCAGCAGCGCCGGCCGCCGCCCGACGCCGCCACCGCGGCCCUCGACCCGUCAACACAACGACCGCCGCUGCAAACCCUGCCCGGCGCGCCGCCGACCAUCGCCUACGCGGCGGACUGGAUCAGCGAGGCCGAGGAGGCGGCGAUCGUGGCUGCGGCGAAGCGCGGCGACGACUGGGUCACUGUGCGCGGCCGACGACUGAGACGGCUGGGCGGCCCGGCGGGGGAGGCCAGCUUCGCGCCGGAGCCGCUCCCGCGGUGGGCGCGCGACGCCUGCGCCGCGGCCGCGGCGAGCGACACGUCGUCAAGGCCGGCGCCGAACCACGUUUUGGUCAACGCGUACGAUUUCGCGAAGGAGUCGUACGUGCUGCCGCACACGGACGGGCCCGCGUACGACGAUCGGACGUUCACGUUGUCGUGCGGCGCCGAUGCCGUCGUCGUCUUCAAGGAGCGCCUGAAAACGAGCGACAUCGGCGUCCGCGCGGCGGCGACGCGCUGCGAGGUGCUGCUGCGACGGCGGUCGCUCCUGGCGUUCUCCCGCGAGGCGUAUACCGAGUGCACGCACGAGAUCGGGGCGGCUCCGGACACGAUCGGUUUGUGUUGUGUGAACCUCGACGCCGCAAACGCGCGCGUCGGCGACGUCGUGGGCCGCGCGGGGGAGCGCGUGUCGUUCACGCUGCGGUGCGCGCGUGGUGCGGAGUAGUCUUAUGUGUAAUUCUGUAUCGUGUCUAGAGAAUAAGCGUUAGAGAGGAAGCG
Molecule: messenger RNA, 1263 nt
Organism: Pelagomonas calceolata
Lineage: Eukaryota; Pelagophyceae; Pelagomonadales; Pelagomonadaceae
Source: the annotation of a GenBank genome assembly